AUGAAUGAAAACCUGAGAGAGUAGAAUAAUCAUAGUUAAUAAAAUAUUUAGGAAUAAAAUGACUUGAGAAACUCAAAGAAUAGCACUAAGAACUUAGAUGCUAAUGUUUAGUCUUCAAAAAGUUAAAUAAAGGAUCAAGAUCCUACAAGAAAGGCAUCAAUUGAAGAUUAUUCUUAGGACAUACAAAUAUCAUAAAUAAUAACUAAUAAAAAUAUUAUAAAUAAGCAAAUUGAUUAGAUAAAAAAUGAUAUGGGUAUUGGAAGAAAGUUGUCUGCAUUAAGUGAGGAGGGUUCUAUGCAAGGUACUCCUUAGUCAAGGAAUAAGAAAAAGCAGAGAGAUUAGGAAUUCGAUUUAAAAUUUAAAAGAUUAGGGUUUGGAUCUAUUGAAUACAAAGAAUAAGAUUUGCAAAAGUCAGUCAAAUAGAAAUAAAAUGUUGACGGAUAUGUCAUUGAUUUACAGGAUCACUUAGAUAAUUCAAUGAUGGAUAUGAGAGGCUUUCUUGAUCGGCGCUAUUAUCUUUUGGUUAAUUACUUAUAAAAAGUCCGCGAAAAGUUAUAAGUUUAUUUUGAAGAGUUGAAAAAUAUGGAAGGUAAAAUCAACAGAGACCAGCAAGUAUAAGUUAUGAUGUAACAACUAGAAAAUUAUUAAACGUUUUCAGAGAAUUUAAAGCGUGAUAUAGAAAUUAUGAAAGUGAAUAUCAAGAAAGAAGAGGAAUAAGCUUUAGGUUUAUAUUAAAUAUACAAAUAUCGUAAAGAUUAAUUAUCAUCAAAAAACAGAGAAAACUUAAAUUAUUCUAAAUAGAUUAUUGAGCUAUAAAAUAUGUUAGAGGACUAUUAAAAGCAAAGAGAUAUGGCAUUAAAAACCCAGCCAUUUAAAAUAAACAUCCUAAAUGAUUUUCAAAAUAACACCCAUCUAGAUAAUACUCAUUUGGAUAUAACUUAAAAAUUUAAUGCCAGUGCUAGCUAACCUAGCUUAAAUGAAUCAAUUUAAAGUAUACCAAAUAAGAAUAAUUAAAACACAUACUUAAAUAUUCCAACUAAUAAUUAAUCUCAAGCUAAAGCAUAAACAUCAAGAAUUUCUCCUAAUGUUCAAAGUAAAAGAAACUCUAGCUCUACUCAAAAGUAUGCUAUUUAGAAUGAUCCUCUAGCUAAAAUAGAAGCUUAUUGUGGAACAUUAAAAAUGGUUAAAAGAAAUCACUCAAUCAGUAUGAAAACUUUGUAAAAUUCAUAACUGAAUAACAUAUAAAAUUUAAGUUAAAUUUCUCAUUAGUAAGUUUAAGAAAACUAUAAUGACUCUUCGAUAAUAAGCAAAAAAUUGCAAAAUAACAAUAACUCUAAAAGCUAUAUAACACUCAAUCCAAAUGCAUCUAAGAGAAUACUUUCUCAAUCAAUACAAUUACAACAAGGAUAAUAGAAGAAUAAUAACUACUCUUUUCUUAACCCUCAAGACUUUUAGAAUACAGAAAUUGCUGAACUUUAACAAAUUAAUAAGUAAAUAGAAAAAUACAGAGUUAAAAAUUUGAACAUUAAAAAUAAACUAAUUUAAAACUGCAAUAAUUUCUUUGAGUUAUAUUCCUUAUUUGAAGAUUGCCUUGAUUUGGAAAGAAAAAACUUGGAGAAAUCACAAAGAAAAGUGUUGAAAGAUUAAGGGUUGUAAGGAUCUCUGCUAUUUGAAAUGUAGAAAGCAGAAUUGUUUUUAACAGAAUUAGAUCUUAAAUAAAAAAUACAAAAAAUAAAAUUUAAGCCUAAACUAUAAGAUAGAGAGAUGAGAUAUGUGGUUCACGACACCUUGAAGUCUAUGCUAGAUAAUAAGCUCCAAAAGUAUAAAAAAGAAUACUAAAAAGAAGACUUUUAACUAGACUGGUAUUCGUUUAAAGAUACUACUCCUGUUUAAGUUAUAGGUUUAAUGUCUUUAAAGCCACAAGUUUUCGAAGAAUCUAAAUCUGAAUUUGAAAAGAAAGCACGUUUAAUUAAGGAUAAAAUUUAAAAAAAUAAAAUACUAUCAAGUAUCCUAGAUAAUAAAAGCUCAUAAACUUUUAUUUGA
Molecule: messenger RNA, 2043 nt
Organism: Tetrahymena thermophila SB210
Lineage: Eukaryota; Ciliophora; Oligohymenophorea; Hymenostomatida; Tetrahymenidae
Exons: 2
Source: RefSeq, a predicted model, not a curated record